This is a messenger RNA of Mytilus californianus (California mussel), 3316 nucleotides long. RefSeq names its product E3 ubiquitin-protein ligase RNF170-like. The coding region runs from base 97 to 882 and encodes 261 amino acids. The record is from RefSeq and is a predicted model, not a curated record. Gene Ontology annotation, molecular function: metal ion binding; ubiquitin protein ligase activity. NCBI's taxonomy places the organism in Eukaryota, Metazoa, Mollusca, Bivalvia, Mytilida, Mytilidae. The transcript has 6 exons.
CCGGUUUCGUUUUGAUUUCUUCAGGUUGUGAUAAAAAUAUUGAUGAUUAAUGAAGGUUUUAAGUAAUGACGAUUAAUUCAAAGAUUUCUAGUUUUGAUGGCUGGAUAUUUUAGAAAAGCUACAAUGGUAGAAGGCAUUGGUGAUGAAUUGAUAUAUGCAUUAAUUGUUCUUCUUGCUCUAAUAGUACCACUGGUCAUGUACCUGAUCAGAUUAAGUCAUAGACAAGGUUUAUUGAGCAUUCAUCCAGACAGUGCUGCCAGUGUCACUGCUACAAGGGAGGUAAUUGGACAUGAUCACCCACAUCAACAACAGCCAAGACGUAAUGCAAAUGAUGGGAGUGCUACCUGUCCAAUCUGUCUUAAUAAUGCUGAGUAUGGAGUAGAAACAAAUUGUGGCCAUUGUUUCUGUGGUCGUUGUAUAGUAACUUAUUGGCAGCAUGGUAGUAGAUGGUUGGGAGCUAUAGCUUGUCCUGUCUGUAGGCAGCAGGUAACACUUCUGCUGGUGAAUUUUACACCAGAAGAAAUUAAUAACCAAACAGAAGAAAAGAGAAAUGUUUCAACAAGAGUUAAUGAAUAUAACAGACGAUUUUCUGGUGCUCCUCGCCCUCUGAUGGACUAUAUAAGAGACCUGCCAACAUUACUUAGACAUACUUACAAUGAAUUUUUCACAGUUGGAGGAUUAAUUUGGAUGUUUCGUUUACGUGUGAUUGUGUGUUUUCUUGCUGCCUUACUUUAUUUUAUUUCACCGUUAGACAUAAUACCAGAAGCUGUGUUUGGUGUCUUAGGAUUUCUUGAUGAUUUCUUCAUUAUUUUAUUGCUAGCUAUUUAUGUGACAUUGAUAUAUCGACAGUUUGUUCAGAAUAGAGCAGCAGGGGUGAACUAAAAUUGCAAUGGAAGGGAGAUAACUAGGAAUAUUUUUACCAAUCCUGUAUUUUUGUAAAGCAAAAUAUUGUCCUAUGAAACAUUGUCCACCAAGACAAUACUUCAUGAUUAUAUAUCAUGAUAUUUUGUCCGUAUCUAUGAAAAAAAAGAAAUAUGAAAUUUUGUCUAUUUUGGAAAAUAUUUCAUAGAUUGAUAGAUCAAAGUAAUGAAAUUUUGUCUCAUUAAGGGGAGGUAAUCCAGAGUUAUAUUUUGUGUAAAAAUAUUUUUGGAAAAUGAUAUGAUAAAGUGUUUUAUUUUAUUGAUAAUAACAGACAUAUAUUAUAAGUGAUUGUCAGUACAUUACUUAUACAAGGAAUUUAAACAGUGUAAUAUGGUACUAUUAACACAUUUGACUUUAAUAAUCAUUUAUAAAUGCAAAUUUUUAAAUUAGCUUCUGAUAAAAUAUGUUUGUUUGAUAUAUAUAUAGAAUACUUGCCUUUCAGUUAUGAAUAUAAAAAUGUGCAUACUUCAUGCUUGUGUACUAUAGAUGAGAAUUUUUUGAUGUAGCCUUUCAAGUGUACACACAUACUUUUUAAAAACAAUAUCUCAAAGAUUCCAGAAAUACUCUUUUAAUUUCAUGGAGAAGAUUCCUCAGGGAAGACUUAAUUUUAUAAGAAAUAUUUUCAUGGGCACAUUUAAAUAUUAUUGUCAGGGACAUUAUUUUUCCGAGAAAAAUUGACCCAAAGAACCUGACACAAUUUUAUAAAGAGGGACACUAUUUCAUAAUGAAAUAUUGUCCUGGACAAUAUUUCAUUAUAAAAUAUUGUAUGCAGACAUUAUUUUCUAUGAAAUUUUAUCUGGCAGACAAUAUUUCAUGGGGGACAUUAUUUUAUGUUACAUUUUUCCCUCCUGUAUUUAAAAAAAAUAUCAGAAUGCACAAUCUUAGGAGGAAAAUCACUUUAAUAUAUACUCCUUGUUUUUUUCCUUUUUUCUCAUUUGCUGAUUCCCACAAUGGCUUACAAAAUUAUUUUAAACUUUUAUCUCUUUUUAGGUUGGUCCCUGACUUAUGCGCUAAAUAUACUUUAUGACACACAAAAAUUCCUUGAACAACAUUGGAAGUCUUUUUAUUCACACUUUGUUUUAUUCUUUUUAUAUUUCUUGUUAUCUGUACUUCAUUAAUCAAAGACAUAUGAGGGUCUGGAUGGGGAGACCUUCAUUUCUUUAUUCUUUAACUUUUUAGAACAUUUUCUCUAUUCUUUAUAUUUAAGUACCCCAUUAUAUUCUCUAUUUUUUUGCCUAUUUUUCUAUAUUUUUUAUAAAUUUUGCCUUUCAUUUUGAACUAUUUGCCAUUAUUUUCUAUUCUGUAAACCCUAUCCAGACCCUAACAUAUCUUGACGUUAAAAGCUAAAUCUGAUAUGGAUAUCAGGAUCUAGGUGUGAAAUGGCACGUUUAAGUAAUUUAAAUUUGCAGAAGCCAAAUAAAUGGUGAAUGAAUAAUAGAAUUAUAUGCUAUUCAUAUCUAUGAAAUAUCCCCUCUCAAAAAGAUUAAGAUAAAAAGAAACCAAACAAAUUACAUUGUCCUGAUAGUUAUGUUCAACUUAUCCUAUUUUCCACGUUAUGUAAUUCUUUAUUUGUUAUUAAUAUUUAAAUAUGUCAUAUAUUUGAUAUUGUAUUAUUUUCAUUGCUCAAUAUUAGUCUUUGUCCUGUUUUAUUUGUCAAAGGGAGGUAACCAUGUCAGUCUUACUAUUCAUUAUUUAUAAAGGUAAAUUUUAAGCAUCGCAACUCCAAAAUUGCAAGCAGGAAAUUUCUUUUUAUAGUAUUGAAAAGUAAAAAGAUACAGAAAUGGGUAUUUAGGAUGGAUGUACUGAAGAUACCAUCCCAUGGUCUGAUGAAAGAAGUAAUUAAUCUUAAUCAUAAUAUCAUUUUUUAGUAUUUUGGUACUUCAUUUGUUUUUUUGUUGUUUAAAUGUAUCAUAGGUGAACUUAUAUUUGUAUUGCCUUUAGCUUGAUUGGUCCAAAAGGCAAAUGUUGGCUGUUGCCAUUUUUUGGCAUAUGUCACUACCCUUUAGACAGUAAAAAUUACACAUUUUCAUAAUUUUAUCUGACACCAUUAUGCCAAUUUGCACCAAACUAUUGGAACAGUCCUUGAACUUCCACUAUCAAAGCCAUAUUCUUCAGACUGGACUGUCAUUCAGGAUGGCUACCAGAUUAUCUGUUGGCCUUUAAAUUUCAUGUCUGAAUCUUUUUGACAAUAUAGAAUUAAACUUUCUUUGAAAAGUCCUAGAAUAGUCCACAUUCAAAAUCACAAAAGUCAGUUUUUCUUCUCAUAGUAGAUGCCAGAUAUAGCAUCUGCUUGACUAAGAUAAGUUAUUUUUGAUCCAUGUAUUCCCAUCUUAUUAAAUAUUAUACAAUAUACAGUAAUAUUGUAUGUCUUUCACACUUUUAUAUAUGUAAUAUA